CGUGAGCUCAUCAUCAUGACCACCUUCGUGUUCCACCUUUUUGUUAACACAAACUUGGCCCGUGGAUGCUUUACCAAUGCCGCACCACCAGGAAUCUAUUUAUUCGCGAAUAUCGGAAUGGGGUGAAAUCUAGGUGUCGUUCAUCCGCCCACUUACAGGCCUACCAUUUUCUCUCGGAAUCUCCACAUUACAAUACUCUCGGCUCACCACUAGGUGCUUCAUCAAUUUCUCGGCAAAAUGUGGCAUACGAGCAAUACUGCAUCGUUCUCUCAUCCUUCCAACCCGCCGGUCGAGCUGCACCUGCACAACUUGCCAUCAGAUACCGUCUUAACAUGUGCUAGCGCAUCCAGUUCCUCGCAGGCAACCUGCACCGAACAAGUCACACCCCCUCCUCAAGCGCACUACUCAUCCGUGCAGCUCCAGGAUGAUAUGUUUGCACAGUUUUUCGGAGCCAAGCCACACCGAACGAGAGCCCUCGAACGGCGUGUCCCUCCACCCUACUUGCAUGAGGGGGAGUUUGAGAAAGUGCCCACGUACACUGCUUAUCCGUGUCCGGAUGCAGACACCAAGCCCAAAACACUCACUCGCCAUCUGUUUUUCUAUGGUUUCUUCUUUCCAAUAUUUUGGAUAAUUGGAAGCGCUAUAAUAUUCUCCCCACUUCGGCCCAGUUCUGAAUGGGAGACUGGAAGGUCGGAGGAGGAGAAACGGAGGUUACUUGCAGAGAUGCGAGUUUCGGAAGUCAAAUGGGCGAAGCGUUGUUUGUAUGCCAUGGUCGCACUUUUGGUUCUUAUUAUUGUGUUGGUGACCGCCUUCGUUUUGGUAAGACGGUGAAGAACGCUGCUCUGCUCUAGCUUCUUCCAUAUAGCGCUGCUAUUGUUGCAUCAUGCGUCCGGUCGACUGGACCUUCAUGUUUUCGUUUAUCAGCAAGUACUAUAGUUGGCUUUUUCUUUUUGUGUAUCAGCAACUCGGCAGUGCCGUACCACUUUCAAUCCCUACGUUUAUAUAGAUAGACAACAUACUUUAUUGUACUACUAUAUCUGUCUCUGUACUGAAUCUCCUCCGGGUAUCCGAAUGAUUACCUCGUCCGCAAGGGGUUGUUACAUAAU
Molecule: messenger RNA, 1106 nt
Organism: Suillus plorans
Lineage: Eukaryota; Fungi; Basidiomycota; Agaricomycetes; Boletales; Suillaceae
Exons: 2
Coding region: 238-831 (197 amino acids)
Source: RefSeq, a predicted model, not a curated record